This is a messenger RNA of Neltuma alba, 1238 nucleotides long. RefSeq names its product probable ribosome-binding factor A, chloroplastic. The transcript has 4 exons. Gene Ontology annotation, molecular function: ribosomal small subunit binding. Bases 122 to 793 code for a protein of 223 amino acids. Gene Ontology annotation, biological process: rRNA processing; ribosome biogenesis. The record is from RefSeq and is a predicted model, not a curated record. Lineage: Eukaryota; Viridiplantae; Streptophyta; Magnoliopsida; Fabales; Fabaceae.
AAAUGCGGAAGAAUUGAAUCAUUUCAUUUUCGAUAAAGGAAAUCGCCAUAGCCACAGGAGAAAUAAAGGGGAAGCAGUAGUGUAAGAUUUAGAGAAGCAGGUUUAAUUCGAAGUUAGAGCAAUGACAUACUUGCUCCGCCCUACUCUGGCAACAUGUCCUUCUCGGCUUCAUAUCCCUUUACCGCUCACCACAACCUCAAUCAACCCAAUUCGGACCCGCAAUCUUGUUAGCUUUGCUCGGUGGGGUAACCACGUGGACCAGUCGAUUGUUGGGGUUACGACGACGAAAAUAAAGUGCAUGGCCAAUCCAAGAAGAGUGAAAAUGGUGGCCAAACAGAUAAGGAGGGAACUUUCUGACAUGCUUCUCACUGAUAAGGUGUUGCAGUAUGCUGUUCUGCCUGAAGCUUCAUUGGGAGCUGAUCGAUACCUCUCCUCCCUCACCACCAUCAGUGAGGUUGAAGUCUCCGCUGAUUUGCAGGUGGUUAAGGUGUAUGUUUCUGUCUUUGGAGAUGAAAGAGGAAAGGAAGUUGCCAUUGCUGGAUUGAAGUCAAAGGCUAAAUAUGUUAGAAGUGAGCUGGGGAGGCGUAUGAAGUUGCGGCUGACUCCUGAGAUACGGUUCAUUGAGGAUGAAGCAAUGGAGAGAGGAAGCAGGGUGCUUGCAAUUUUGGACAAAAUUAAGGAGGAGAAAAAGGGUGAAGAGAGAAAAUUGCAAUCAGAUUCUUCGGCGGUGCAGGAAGAAGACAGUGAGUGGGAUGAUGAAGACCCUGACCAAGGCAUAAUUUAUGUGGAAUAGAUGCCUCCUAGGUGAUGAAUGUGAUGCCUGUUUGUAUUUGGAUAGAGCUUUUGCUUGUUGGCCGGAGAAAUACUUCACCAGAAAGCAUGUGGUAUGGGACACUUUGGACACAACCUAACUGUCGGCAGAUUCAAUGGAAGUUGGACCAAAUUUUGGCUUUAUGCUCUCCUUGUAUAGAUAAUGUCCCCUGGUAUUGCCAACUCAAGAAUGUAAGAAUGUAAGCAUCUAAUGGUGUCCUACUAUUGUGCUUACCACGGCGCCUUGGAUGUUUCCAUCGAAAAGGAUUUUCCGCGAACUGUGGAAAUUUGUUAUCUUUAAAUCCCUCAAUUUAUUUUUUUUAAUGCACUUAAUUCGCAAGGGGAAUUUCCAAAGAUUACAUAUAAUGUCCUGAUACAUGGGGAGUACGGUGCACAUGAAUGGCAUACAUAUUGCCUUUUGCUGUUGA